Messenger RNA from Pangasianodon hypophthalmus (striped catfish), 1294 nucleotides. RefSeq names its product O-sialoglycoprotein endopeptidase (gene osgep). Gene Ontology annotation, biological process: tRNA threonylcarbamoyladenosine modification. Lineage: Eukaryota; Metazoa; Chordata; Actinopteri; Siluriformes; Pangasiidae. Bases 215 to 1222 code for a protein of 335 amino acids. The record is from RefSeq and is a predicted model, not a curated record. Gene Ontology annotation, cellular component: EKC/KEOPS complex; cytoplasm. The transcript is spliced from 12 exons.
AACCUAUUUAAAAAAAUAAUAAUUCACUACAUACAUAGCUGUGUUUUAUACCACAUAGCCAUGUCGUGUGAUGUGUUAAAAUGUCGUGUUCGAGGCUAACACACUGCCAACACGCCUGUUUAUUUGGGAUUGCUGAGGUUGCACAUUGCUGCCUAACUUCAGGCUGUUCGACUCCUGAAGACUGGAAGCGACUCUAAUUCCGAUUCCAGGAGCCAUGACGGUGGUUAUCGGUUUUGAGGGCAGUGCCAAUAAGAUUGGCAUAGGGAUUGUAAGGGAUGGGGAAGUGUUGUCAAACCCUAGGCGUACCUAUAUUACUCCACCUGGCCAAGGUUUCCUCCCAAGAGAAACAGCCAAACAUCAUCGUGGUGUUAUCCUAACUGUCCUCCAAGAAGCACUAGAUGAAGCUGGUUUAAAACCUGCAGAUAUUGACUGUGUAGCAUACACCAAAGGGCCAGGGAUGGGCGCCCCUCUGGUCACUGUGGCUUUGGUGGCCAGGACAGUUGCACAGCUUUGGGGAAAGCCAUUAGUGGGAGUGAAUCACUGCAUCGGGCACAUCGAAAUGGGCCGACUGAUCACGGGUGCUAAUAACCCCACUGUGCUGUAUGUCAGUGGUGGUAAUACUCAGGUGAUCGCGUACUCUGAAAGACGAUACAGAAUUUUUGGGGAAACAAUAGAUAUUGCUGUGGGAAACUGCUUGGAUCGGUUUGCCAGAGUCAUCAAGAUAUCGAAUGACCCCAGUCCUGGCUACAACAUUGAACAAAUGGCAAAGAAGGGCAAGCAGUAUAUAGAGCUUCCAUACACAGUGAAAGGAAUGGACGUUUCUUUCUCUGGGAUUUUAUCGUACAUUGAGGAGAUGGCACACAAGAUGUUGAGUUCUGGGCAGUGCACAGCAGAAGACCUGUGCUUUUCCCUUCAGGAGACAGUCUUCUCUAUGCUGGUGGAGAUCACAGAACGUGCCAUGGCUCACUGUGGCUCCCAAGAGGUCCUCAUCGUGGGAGGAGUAGGCUGUAACCUCCGUCUGCAGGAGAUGAUGGGCGUUAUGUGUGAGGAGAGAGGAGCUCAUCUCUUCGCCACAGAUGAGAGGUUCUGCAUUGACAACGGAGCAAUGAUCGCACAAGCGGGCUGGGAAAUGUUCCGCAUGGGUCAGGUAACAGAGCUGUCCGAUUCCUGGAUCACACAAAGGUACAGGACAGAUGAAGUAGAAGUUACCUGGAGAGAUUGAGCCAUAUAUCUAUUUUGGUUUCAGAGACAGCAGAUUUUUUUUUAUGUCAAAUAAACAAGAUUUUGAUAUGGA